AAUAGGCCUGCUAGCUGAAGAUGUCUUAUCGGGAUCGAGGGGGCGGCGGUGGUGGAAGUUCGCGACCACCUCGCGUUUCACUGGUGGUCCGGAACUUGCCGCUGGAUAUUCGGGUAGAGGACUUGCGCGACCGAUUUGAAAAAUAUGGCGAGUUAAAGGAUGUGUACAUCCCGCGGGACUACUACACGCAGAACGGACACGAGCAGAGCCGUGUACCUGGCCGAUCCGAGCACACAAGGCCGAUCCGAGCACACAAGGCCAAUCCGAGCACACAAGGCACAUGAGCGGCGGCAAACAAGCACCCGGGGUCUGGCGAGGGGUUAAACGCAUGCAUGUUAGUCCGACCAAGUUAGUGUAUGCGCUUUGGUCUUUCUCCUCGAAUACAACGUUGGCGUGAGGCAGCCUCUUGGGAGCACCGUAACUAUAAGCGAAGCAUGCGAGAGGCGCUUCAGCCCCACCACAUCCACAACAAAGUUGGCGAGGAAGAGGUGGUAUCGAGAGGCGACCUGAAAGCCGAGCCGAGUGCCACAUGCAAGUCGCCCACCACCACCACCACGUGUUUGCUGGUCGGGACAAGGCGUGUGUGGACAAGGCCCAAGUGUUGUGUUGGCCGAGGGCUGGGCGCUCAAGAGGCAGUGAAAGAAUUCUCUUGACGGGUAUGCUCCCUUCUGAUCUCGUCCCUUCACGUGUCCAGUUGCGAAAUGCCCCUUCUGCUGAAUUGAUGUGCAAGGCAUCUGGUCCUUACCGUACGGUGCCUGCAGGGUACAGCCGCACAAAGGGUUCCUUCCAAGAGCGCCUCCUUUCGUACAUGUCCUACGACAGGCCGGUGACACGGCAGAUUGCCUUCUCCAUUGACGGCCUCCCCACACCCCGUGCGUUACUCCCAAACCCCUGCAGGCGGCCUCGUGGGUUCGGCUUUGUGGAAUUCAAGGACUCUCGGGACGCUGAGGAUGCCAUGUAUGCGCUCGACCGGUCGACGAUGAGCGGGCGCGAGAUCUCGGUGACCUUCUCCCGCGAGGGCCGCAAGACGCCCCGCGACAUGAUGAAGAUCGAGGCGCGCCAGAAGGGCGAUGACCGCUAUGACGACCGCCGGGACGACAGGCGCCGCAGCCGCAGCAGGUCGCCGCGCCGCCGCUACAGCCGUUCGCCGCGCCGCAGUCGCUCCCCACGACGCAGUCGCUCACCGCGCCGCAGCCGCAGCCGGGAUCGUGACCGGGAGUACGAUCGCAGCCCGCGCGAUCGCAGCCCACGCGACCGUAGCCCACGCGACCGCAGCCCGCGUGAUCGCGAUUACAGCCGGGAGCGUGAGUACGAGCGCAGCCCGCGGGACCGGGAGCGCAGCCGUGAGAAGGAGUAUGAGCGCGAGCGGAGCCCUGCAGAGCGCAGCCGGAGCCGGGGGCGUAGCCCAACUCCCCGCAGGGAGUCGCCUAGGCCUCAGGAGGGC
This is a messenger RNA of Astrephomene gubernaculifera, 1444 nucleotides long. The record is from the annotation of a GenBank genome assembly. NCBI's taxonomy places the organism in Eukaryota, Viridiplantae, Chlorophyta, Chlorophyceae, Chlamydomonadales, Astrephomenaceae.